AUGAUCGAGGAUGACAUCUACCGCGCAUCUUCGCAAUUUCGACUGUGGUCUUAUACAGAAACCUCCCUCAGAUCAUUGCGCACUGCCACCAACCAGAUUGCCAGUGAUCGAGUCCGCGCCGCCUUGCGUCGCGCCCGCGAACGACAUCUAUCCAGCGCAGCCGCCGCUCACGGAGCAUCUCAGCCUGACAAUGUCAAGGAGGAGAAGGACAUCGAAUGCCUGACUCCGGAAGAGGAACUUGUGCUGGUUCGGUACUACUGUGAGAAGACCGUAGAGCUUGGAGAUACGUACAGGCCACCUCUUCCUACGAAUGUCCGAGCCACUGCUAUUCAAUACCUCCGCCGCUUCUACCUCACAAAUUCCCCUAUGACCUACCAUCCAAAAUCCAUCAUGGCCUGCGCCCUCUUCGUGGCCACCAAGACCGACAACUACUACAUGUCCCUGAGGCAAUUUGCCGACGGGAUUCCCGGCGACACCACCGCCGAGGAUGUCAUUGCACCUGAGUUUCUUCUCAUGCAGGGUCUUCGCUUCACCUUCGACGUCCGCCAUCCAUUCCGUGGUCUCGAAGGUGGUAUCAUGGAACUCUCGGCCAUCGCUCAAGGCCAAGCUGCACCAGCACCUCAUCUCCCCCAUCAAACCUCCGAAUCCUUAAAGCAGGGCAUCCUCUCCCUGGCACCUCCACCAAUACCCUGCUCAUCUAUCAUGGAGCGCAUCGGCCGUGCGCAUAGCACGACACGUGAACUCCUCAAAUCCGCCGCCCAAAUGACAGACGCUUACUUCCUUUAUACGCCAUCUCAAAUCUGGCUGGCGGCCCUCUUCCUCGCCGAUCGGCCGUUAGCAGAGUUCUAUCUGGACACCAAGCUCGGCGGCCCUCUUGACCGUACUGAUUCAGGGUCCGAUGCGUCCACCCUUCAGAAUCCACUGUUCGAGCUUCGCACAAAGCUGCUCAAGGUCUUGAUGGACUGCGCGGCCCUCCUGCAGUCAUAUACACCUCUUUCCUCAGAUCCGGAUCAGAUGAAGAGUCUGAAGCGCAUCGCCAAGAAGUUGUAUCAUUGUCAGAAUCCUGAAAAGGUCAACUUGAAGCGGGAUGCCGCCGCGCCACGAUCGACGCCCGCUGUAGAUGCGACGGCGGCUUCAGAGAGCGAGACAGAGCGGAUGGCCAAGAAGCGGAGACUGGAGAUGGAGCAAAAGCAGCAAGAGACACCCAAUGUAUUCGGGCCGGAGCUGGUGCCAGACCGGACGAAGCAUUGA
Messenger RNA from Penicillium oxalicum, 1251 nucleotides. Its product is annotated as TFIIH complex kinase subunit CCL1. Gene Ontology annotation, biological process: regulation of transcription by RNA polymerase II; regulation of cyclin-dependent protein serine/threonine kinase activity. Gene Ontology annotation, molecular function: cyclin-dependent protein serine/threonine kinase regulator activity. Gene Ontology annotation, cellular component: nucleus; transcription factor TFIIK complex. The transcript has 2 exons. The coding region runs from base 1 to 1251 and encodes 416 amino acids. The record is from RefSeq and is a predicted model, not a curated record. NCBI's taxonomy places the organism in Eukaryota, Fungi, Ascomycota, Eurotiomycetes, Eurotiales, Aspergillaceae.